AUGCAGGAGAAGAAAUGGGUAACGCUUGAGGUCGACCAGCUUUCAGAUGUUGUCUGGAAUAAGAGAGCUUUUGACAGUUUGGUCGUCGAUGAGGAAACCAAGACACUCAUAACGGCGAUGGUCACCAACCAGAUUGACGCAGAGAAGAAUACGGACUUGAUAAGCGACAAGGGAAAUGGAUUGAUUGUCUUGCUUCAUGGUGGCCCUGGAACAGGGAAAACACUCACAGCCGAAAGUGUGGCUGAGCUUUCAGAGAAACCUCUAUACCGUGUCACUUGCGGAGAUAUUGGAACAAACCCAGAGGGUGUGGAAAAGGUUCUGUUCCUCAGAGUCCUCGAAUAUUAUGAUGGAAUCCUCGUUCUCACUAGCAACCGAGUCGGAACCUUCGACGAAGCCUUCAAAUCCCGUAUCCAACUCUCUCUGCGCUACGAAAACCUCACACGACCACAAAGACAUCAGAUUUGGGAAAAUUUCAUCGACAGACUCGAAACAUUCGACAACAAUGAGGUUAACUUCGAGGAGUUGCGCAGACACGUGAAGGAUCUUGCUGCGUACAAUAUGAAUGGUCGUCAGAUCCGAAAUGCUAUUACUACGGCCCGUCAGCUGGCGUUGUAUAAGAAGCAGCUCAUGAGUUUUGCGGAUCUGGUGCAUGUUAUUAAUGUGGCGAGCAAGUUCGAUAAGUAUUUGUUGGAUAUGCAUUCGGGGGUCAGUGAGGAUGCUCUUGCGAGGGAGUAUGCAAUUCGUUGA
Molecule: messenger RNA, 747 nt
Organism: Mollisia scopiformis
Lineage: Eukaryota; Fungi; Ascomycota; Leotiomycetes; Helotiales; Mollisiaceae
Product: P-loop containing nucleoside triphosphate hydrolase protein
Exons: 5
Coding region: 1-747 (248 amino acids)
Molecular function (GO): ATP hydrolysis activity; ATP binding
Source: RefSeq, a predicted model, not a curated record